This is a messenger RNA of Phasianus colchicus (ring-necked pheasant), 1272 nucleotides long. The record is from RefSeq and is a predicted model, not a curated record. NCBI's taxonomy places the organism in Eukaryota, Metazoa, Chordata, Aves, Galliformes, Phasianidae.
GGCCGCCGCUCCGUGAGGGAGGAGGAAGGAGGCAGCAUGGCGGCGGCGGGGCCGGGCGCUGCGGGCACCGCGCGGGUGUCGAGCGGGCGGGAGUUGGGCUGCGUGCCGGAGGUGGCGGCGGCUUUGGGGGCGGUUGCCCGGCAGGGGUUCGAUUUCCUCUGCGCUCCGCUUUUCCAUCCCCGUCACCGCCGCGAGUUUCGUUUGCUGCCCGCCAAGGAGCGGCCCGGCCCUCAGACCCGCUCCGACCUGCUGCUGGCCGGGAGGGGUGCGGCCGGGGCUCCGUGGGGUCUUAUGGGGCUCUGUGGGGUCUUAUGGGGCUCUAUGGGGAUGGUGGGAUUUGAUGCUGACUCUGGGAUUUUGGGGCUGAAUUGUGGGUUUUUUGGGCUGAAUUGUGGGGAUUUUGGGGCUGAAUGCCGUUUUUUGGGGCAGGCCCUGCAGCAGGAGCUGGACUUCGCAGCCUACCUGGGGGUCCCAGCCGUGCUGCUGGCCCUCAGGGGGCCCCACUGCCCCAACCUGGCCAGGGGGCUGUGUGCGCAUCUGCAGGGGGCUCCGCACGGGGCUGCGGUGUGGGUGCGUGUGCCGCUGCUGGCCCCCGAGGACGGGCGUGAGGACGCCAUCGUUAACGAGCAGCUGGUUAACGAGGGCGACGGGCGGCAGGAGGAGCGGACGUGGCACUGGUGGAACAACUUCCGGACUCUGUGCGACUACAACAAGAGGGUCGGGCUGGCGCUGGAGGUGGGCCCUGAUUUGCCAUCGGCGGAAGCCAUCGACCGCUGGUUGGGGGAGCCGCUGCGGGCGGCCAUCUUGCCCACCAGCAUCUUCCUCACCAAUAAGAAAGGCUUCCCUGUCUUAUCCCGGCCCCACCAGCGGCUGCUGGGCCGCUUGCUGAAGCUGGAGGUGCAGGUGGUGCUGUGGGGCGCCCCACACCAUGAGCCCAAGCCGCUGAGCGCCUACCUGCAGUACCUGGAGCAUGUGGGGCAGAACCGGCCCCCGCCCUCCGCCUAUGAGCUCUUCGCCCGCGGCUACGAGGAUUAUCUGCAGUGCCCCCUGCAGCCCCUGAUGGACAACCUGGAGUCUCAGACCUACGAAGUCUUCGAGAAGGAUCCAAUCAAAUACAGCCAAUACCAGCAGGCCAUCUAUAAAUGUCUGCUGGACCGCGUGCCUGACGAGGAGAAGGAAACCAACGUGCAGUGAGUGCUUGUGGGGCUGCCCCAUAGCGACCCGUAACUGCCCCAUAGCUGCCCCAUAGCUGCCCCAUAGCACCCCAUAGGG